Molecule: messenger RNA, 3277 nt
Organism: Erpetoichthys calabaricus (reedfish)
Lineage: Eukaryota; Metazoa; Chordata; Cladistia; Polypteriformes; Polypteridae
Product: tripartite motif-containing protein 16-like
Exons: 7
Coding region: 23-1702 (559 amino acids)
Molecular function (GO): protein binding; zinc ion binding
Source: RefSeq, a predicted model, not a curated record
UCAGACAGGAUCUCCAUUAACGAUGGCAGCAGUUCCCCUGUCCCUGUCUGCUGAUCAGUACUCCUGCUUACUGUGCAAGGAGGUCCUGAAGGAGCCGGUCACCAUCCUGUGUGGACACAGCUACUGUAUGUGCUGUAUUAAUGAUUGCUGGGACCAGACGGAUACAGAGGGGGACUACAGCUGUCCUCAGUGCAAAAAAACAUUUAACGUGAGGCCCGAGCUGAACAGAAACAUCAUAUUGGCAGAACUGAUCGAGAAACUGAAGGAGGUGACAGCUCAUGCGGGCCCGUCUCAGAGUUACGCUGGACCUGACGAUGUGCCCUGUGACAUUUGUCCAAGGAGAAAACGGAAAGCUUCAAAGACCUGCCUAACCUGCAUGGCCUCCUACUGCGACACUCACCUGCAACCCCACUUGGAGUUUCCGGCCUUCAAGAGACACAAAAUAAACGAGGUGACUGAAAAACUUGAAGAGAAACUCUGUGCAAAACACCAGAAAGUCCUGGAGAUCUUCUGUAAGACCGACAAGAGCUGCAUCUGCUUACUGUGUGCGGCGACUGAACAUAAGAGUCACGACACGGUGACACCGGAUGUGGAGAGAGCUGGGAGACAGAGUCAGGUGGAAAACAGGCAGGCUAAAAUAAAAACGAGAAUCGAGGAGAAAGAGAGUGAACUGGAGGAGAUGAAGGAGAUGGUAGAGAGGAUUCAGAGCUCUGCAGAGAAGGAGGUGCAGAACCUCAAGGAGACCUUCAACUCAGUACUUGAGUUCCUUGAGAGGCUGAGGUCAAAGGUCACUGAGGUCAUUACAGAUUACAAGAGGAGGGAAGUGAGAAAGGCUGACGAGCUCAUGGAGCGACUAAAGAAGGAGAUCGAGGAGCUUAAGACGAGAGAGGCUGAGCUGGACGAGCUUUCACAGACAGAGGACCACAUCCACUUUUUACAGAAGUUUCCAUUCCUCUAUGCUCCUCCUGAAGGUGGACAUUCAUCCAACAGCACUCUUAACAGAGACUUCCUCCCUGAGACAUUGAGGAAGGACCUUUCUUACCUGAAGAGGAGCCUGGAGGAGAUCAGAGGCUGGGAGUUUGUGAAGACCACUGAGACUGGGGCUGACAGUCCAGGCUGUAUCCUACAGAAUCUGAGAAGUAGAAAUUACCUCUUAAAAUACUCCUGUCCACUCACGCUGGACCCCAACACGGCAAACAGACAGCUCCGCCUGUAUGAAGGGACAAGGAGGGUGACAUGUGAGGAAGCAACGUCACCGUAUCCUGAACAUCCUGACAGAUUUGACUGUUGGCAACAAGUUCUGUGCAGAGAAGCUCUGACUGGGACUCGUUGGUACUGGGAGGUCGAGUGGAGUGGAGAUGAGGUUAUAAUUGGAGUGACAUAUAAAGGAAUUAAACGGAAAGGCAGAGAUACAGAAUGUCUCCUUGGAUUCAAUGAUAAGUCCUGGAGUUUUAGGUAUUCUAAUUCCCUUUACUUAUUUUAUCACAAUAAAAUAUCUACUACAACCAAAGUACCCAACAGUCACACAAUCGGUGUGUUUCUGGACUGUCCCGCUGGCUCUCUGUCAUUUUAUAGCAUCUCAGACACAAUGACCCUCCUGCACAGUUUCAAGACCACCUUCACUGAGCCGCUGUAUCCAGCGUUUUGGGUUAAACUUAACUCCAGUGUGACAAUCUGCUCUCUGAACUGGCUUGACCGGUGACCAGUGUUCUACAGGUCACUUCUGUCACAAAGGCUGCAUUGUAAUUUUAGAGUCAAAAGGAAAAUUCCAUAUUCUUGGUGUCUCUCUCUCUCUCUCUCUCUCUCUCGCACACACACACACACACACACACACACACACACACACACACACACACACACACACACACACACACACACACACACACACACACACACAUUGUUCACUCACUGGCCACCCUUCAUUCCUCCUCCCAGAGUCACCUUGGACAUCUCUGGUCAGUCAAGUCUCAGUCCUUCAACUGUAGUCAUUAUCAACCAAACAAUGAGAAAAAAAUCCUGACAUCACUCUGUAAUAAACUCAACAUCUGUUGACUCCAAUGCCCUAAUUUAAGGUCACUGUUCUUACUGACCAGAUGGUGGCACACUCUUAAAGCUUUCAAAUUUAACACUCAACUGAUGUAGAAUAGCAGUCAAAAAUGUAGACACAGAAGGGACAUAGAGGUCAACUCCCUGUUGUCUAAAAUAUGAAAUCUUGAUCGCGUUUGUAAUUAUUGAAGAGUGAAUGCAAAUUAGAGAUCAGAACCGACUGGUAAACCUAUUUGAUUGUAUUUAUUUUACUUUAAUUCAGUCUAGGAACACAGUGGUUAACACUGCUGCCUCAUACCUUCAGGAACUUGGGGUCUAAUACCAGCUUGGCCACUGUCUGUGUGUAAUUUUCAUUUUCAUCAAGUGCCCAUAUGGAGUUGUAUCUCUUAAGAUUCCAGUUUCUGUCUCAGAUCCCAUAGUCCUGUGUGUCUGGUUAAUUGGGUGUGUAUAUUAGUGCACCCUGUGAUGAAGUGGCAUCACCUCCCAGGUAGAUCUCCUGUUUUGUGCCUGGGAUAGAUUGGUGCGUCUCAUGACCCUGUUUCUUAUUGUGGGGUUAGUGGAUUCACCACAUUUGUUAUGGGAUGUCCUACUAUUGCACCAUAAGAUUAGCACACAGGCAAGUAAGCCCUGUGCUGCUUGUACAGCCUAUCACUCUUCAGUCCUUCACAUAGGGACUCAACAGCGUUGUAAUGCACAACACACUCUACUAUCUUUUUUUUAUCCUUUAAAUCACCAUAUACAAUUUGUUGUAUUUUGAAUUUGUCAUUUUUCACCAACCCCAAGUUACUCUUCACGUACAAACACAGAGAGAUGUUAAAUGACAGAGGACCAGGAGGUGAAUGUGAGACAACAUUUGUGCCAGUUUUGUUCACGGGAGGUCAAAAAAACUAAACCCAGGAAUCAAAAUCAUACAGAAUGAAGCAACAGUCAAAAACAGGAAUCAAGGAAAUCUUCUGUUAAAACCAAAAAAACAAGAGCAAGGAUUUCUUAAGAGGGAAGCAAUCAAAAAGAAAAUGUUUGGAACAGCUAAUUAAGGGUUUAUAUUUAGAACUAUGUUCAAAAUGUAAAAAAUAUAGGAUGUGUGCAUGCUGACUAGAAACAAUGUAGAGUAGAAAAAAAUGCAGGCCCAGAUGUCCAACCAGUAGAAUUAUAUGAAAAGUUCUCAACUCAGAUACAGCCUUUAUUGUUAUUAAUGCUUGUAGAAAUAAUAAAAAUAAUAUUUUUCAAAAAA